Molecule: messenger RNA, 1670 nt
Organism: Clupea harengus (Atlantic herring)
Lineage: Eukaryota; Metazoa; Chordata; Actinopteri; Clupeiformes; Clupeidae
Gene: mthfd2l
Product: methylenetetrahydrofolate dehydrogenase (NADP+ dependent) 2 like
Exons: 8
Coding region: 146-1180 (344 amino acids)
Biological process (GO): tetrahydrofolate interconversion
Cellular component (GO): mitochondrion
Molecular function (GO): methylenetetrahydrofolate dehydrogenase (NAD+) activity; methenyltetrahydrofolate cyclohydrolase activity; methylenetetrahydrofolate dehydrogenase (NADP+) activity
Source: RefSeq, a predicted model, not a curated record
AUUUCUUGGCUUCAUUUUCGGGCCUAGAUGCGUAGCCUACUCCAGUGAGAGCAUAGAUGCUAUUACGGAGAGGUAAGCCUAAUGAACGAAUGAGGCUCUCAGUCAGACACUGAUUCAAAUAUGCCGGGUGGUGAAGUGGCACAUCAUGGCUAUCCCUGCCACAGAGUGCAUUCCACUGAAAAUUCGCGGUCUUUUUCGGUUCUGUUAUCGCACCAAAUUGCAGAAGACCUGGAAUAUUGCAGACAGGCGUGAGUUUAGCUGCUCAGCGGCUAAAAGUUAUGCUGCUAGAGUUGUGUCUGGGACAGCAAUCGCCCGGCAGAUCCACAAAGAGAUACAGGCCAGUGUGGAACAGUUAGUUGGCCAGGGAAACAGACGACCUCACCUGGCCGUGAUCCUGGUCGGAGAUGAUCCAGCCAGCCGAGUGUACGUCAGGAACAAGACCAGAGCUGCCUCACUGCUUGGAAUCUCCAGCAGUGCUCUGCUGCGCCCUGCUGGCGUGACUCAGGCAGAGCUGCUGGAUCUGAUUGAUCAAAUGAACCGAGACUGGAGAGUCAGUGGCCUACUGGUGCAAUUGCCACUACCAGGGCACAUUAAUGAGAGGGCCGUGUGCAACGCCAUCGCCCCAGAGAAAGAUGUGGAUGGUUUUCACAUUGUGAACAUUGGGAAGCUUGUGCUGGAUCAAAGAACUAUGGUGCCAGCAACACCCGCAGCUGUGUGGGAGAUAAUACAACGCACAGGCAUCGAGACUGUGGGCAAAAACGUGCUGGUGGUUGGACGUUCCAAGAACGUAGGAAUGCCGAUCGCUAUGCUGCUGCACUCUGACAGAAACCACGAGCGCCCAGGAGGUGAUGCGACUGUGACCAUUGCCCACAGGUGUACUCCUCGUGAGCAGCUCACACAUCACUGCCGGCUGGCUGAUAUCGUCAUCGCCGCCGCAGGUGUUCCACAGCUAAUAACGGCAGACAUGGUAAAGGAAGGAGCUGUCGUCAUAGAUGUUGGCAUCAAUCGCAUCCAGGAAAGCGGUUCUGGUAGGAUCCGCCUGGUUGGAGACGUGGACUUUGAAGGUGUGCGGCAGAAAGCGGGCUUUAUCACUCCAGUCCCUGGAGGGGUGGGUCCAGUGACCAUCGCCAUGGUGAUGAAAAACACAGUUACAGCGGCAAGAAAUGCUUUGGCACACUGAAAUGUGGAAACACACACACACACACACACACACCGCACAUACACACACACACCGCACAUACAUCAAGUUCCAUUGGGUUUUGAGUAAUUUUAAACUUGAAGAAACAAAGACAAGCUUCUGACUGAGCCAGAUGACAAAACGUAUCACGUCUGAAUGAUUAAUAAGUAUCUGUGUACAUCUCUUUGUGUAGGUUGUCUUUGUCUCACGUAUCUUCUGUGUGUAUGUCUUUAGGGGCAUUGGGGUAGGCCAAUGCAAAUGCUUAUUAAGUGGUCAUUUCUGUUCACCAGUGACCAUUGUAUGCUUGAAUAUGCUGCACGUUAAAAAAUGUCUUUGAAAUGCUGUCAUGGUGACUAGGUGUUGGACAAAGGUCGAAGGUCAUUCUUACAUGGCUAAACAGGAAAGGGGAUAAUGAGGCCCCUAUUUCACAAAACUGACCCACAUUGUAUCUGGGAUCUUUGUUUCUGUACAAUAAAAUAUCAGGUUAUUCACA